Molecule: messenger RNA, 1086 nt
Organism: Pogoniulus pusillus (Red-fronted tinkerbird)
Lineage: Eukaryota; Metazoa; Chordata; Aves; Piciformes; Lybiidae
Gene: DHRS9
Product: dehydrogenase/reductase 9
Exons: 5
Coding region: 1-1020 (339 amino acids)
Biological process (GO): retinol metabolic process; steroid metabolic process
Cellular component (GO): intracellular membrane-bounded organelle
Molecular function (GO): all-trans-retinol dehydrogenase (NAD+) activity
Source: RefSeq, a predicted model, not a curated record
AUGUCUCCCCAGAAUCUCUCACUUUCAGACUCACUCCAUAUAGCAAUUUUGGCUUCCAUACUUUGUCUUAUCAUUUACUGGCUCAUCAGGGACAGUUACAGAGUGAGAAACGUGAAUGGAAAGCAUGUUUUCAUAACAAGCUGUGACACUGGACUUGGAAACUCACUGGCUAAAAGGCUUGACAAAAUGGGGUUUUGUGUCAUUGCUGCAUGUGCCACAGAAAAAGGAGGCCAAGAGCUACAGUCCUGCUCCUCACUUUCCCUGAAGACAGUGAACCUGAACUUAGCUGACUCAACCAGCAUUGCUAGGGCUGUGCUGUUCGUGAGUGAAGAGACAGCUGGCAAGGGUCUUUUUGGCUUGGUGAGUCAUGCUGAAGGAACAGCACCUGUAGCACCCACUGACUGGCUAAGCAUUGAAGACUUCCACUCAGUCCUAGAUGUUAGUCUGCUGGGAUUGAUUGAAAUCACACUCAAGCUUCUGCCACUUCUGAAAAAAGCAGAGGGAAGAGUAGUCAAUCUCAUUAACACCAAAGGCCUCACAGCUUUUGCAGGGGCUGGCUACGGACUGCCCACAUGGGGCAUGGAAGCUUUCUCUGACCCCUUACGGAUAGAGAUGCAGCAUUUUGGAGUGAAAGUAAGCAUUGUUGAGCAUGGUUUCUUUGAAGCAGGAGUUGCUAAUUCAGAUGUCAUCGAGAAACACCUCUUAAGACUUUGGAAUAGACUGACUUCUGAGACCAGGGACUCCUAUGGAGAAAAGUACUUUGUUGAAUAUAUAAAAGCUCAAAGAUCAUCGCUGAAAAGACUGUGUAACACUGAUACUUCCAAGGUCAUAAAAUGUGUGGAACAUGCCCUGAUAGCUAAGCACCCCAGGAUACGAUACAGAGCUGGAUGGGAUGCAAAGUUCUUUUGGGUGUUUCUCUCCUAUGCUCCAAGCUGUUUAUCUGACAUGCUGCUGCAUAUGCUGUUUCCAGCUCCAGCAGCUAGUGGGAGAGCAGUUCCCAGAGUUCUAAUUAACAUUUAGUAUUAAACCAGCACCAGCUCCAGAGAAAUAAAUACCAAUCCUGUCAAAACCAGACAUCCUUUUCUU